GGUUCCCGGUCCCGGCGCCGCCACUAUGUCGUCGAUGAUGAACGCGCUGUCAAACUGGCUGGUGAACCCGCGCCGCAACCCGCUCGCGCGCCUCCACAUGCACACCGUCUCCUCGCGCCUCAGGAAAUACGGGCUGAGGUACGAUGACCUGUACGACCCCUACUUCGACCUGGACAUCAAGGAGGCGCUCGGGAGGCUGCCUAGGGAGGUGGUCGACGCCCGCAUCCAGCGCCUCAAGCGCGCCAUGGACCUCUCCAUGAAGCAUCAGUACCUCCCCGAGGACCUCCAGGCACAGCAGGUCCCAUUCAGAGGAUAUUUGAGUGACAUGUUGGCUCUGGUAAGAAUCUUUUUACUUCAUUCCAUUGGCAUUUCAUAUGCCUUUGAAUUAGAGUCACUCCAUUCCCCUUUUUUUAAUGCGUGCAAGGGACCUAAUCUACAUGAUAUGAAUUAUGCUUAGGAGUGUACUGCCUAUCAAUCGUUGCUAGAUUUAAUAUGGGUACAACGGACAAGUUUACAGCAUUGUUAGUUAGCAUUUAAGUAGGGAUAGACAUGGAAGAGUCAGGGAAAAUGUGCAUUGCUGUAUAUUUUGGACUGAGUAUUAAGCCAUUGUAUCAGGUAGGUCAUUAAUCACUAUUACCAUAUCAUGUGGCAUCUAAUUAUGAAGUUUGUCUCAGCCUAUAUAUCAUGCCUUGUUCUUGUGUUGCUCCAUGGACUUCACUUCUCUCUUACUGUUAUUUCUCUAGGGUUUCACUUCUUUUCAUGUUCACUAUCAUAUUGAUGCCUUUUUUACUUUUGCAAACCAAUAUUCAGUGAAAGACAGAGAUCGUAGCUUCUAAAAAUGCUUAGACAACUUAUAUAUGGUGUGCUUCUAAUAUUAUUUGUAAAUAACAUUGCAACUUAACAUGAUUUAUUUUUGUGAUUCUAGUAGUAGAAUUUUAACUGCAGACAUGUGAUUGGAUGGAGAUAAUUGGAUUUUUGCCACUCACAAUGUUGUCUUCUUGUUAUAAUUAUCACUGUGUCUAUGAAUUGUGGGUUCAGCUGGGUCUAUGAAAUGUGGGUCUGAUGACAAUUUUAUAAACAUGUUUAUUGCUGAUGGCAAAUAUCAAAAUCUCUCGAUUGGAUGUGUCACUCCUUAAGGAACUCCUUAGCUCAAGCUGCUGAUUAGCACUAGAGAUGGCAAUAGAGAUGGCAACGGAUAAAUACCUUAUGGGUAUUGUCAUCCCAUACUGGUAUCCAAGAAUAAAACUUGUGCUUGCAGUUGGGUACAAAAUCAUGUUCGUAUUCGUGUCCAUGAUGCAGAUAACAGGUACUCUUGGGUUGCCCGUGCCCGACAUUUCAUAAUAGAUUCUUUAUUACUAGACACAUACGAUUCUAAUUAUUCAAUAUCUAAUUAUUCAAUAGAUUAAACCAGGAAUAAGACAAUAGAUAAGCAAAUUAUAUAUGGCCACAAUACAAGUAAGUUGAAGUUAAAACUCCAUAGUUCACUAGCAUAUCACAAUCACAAGUUCACUGCCUAAUCAUAUUACUAGCAAGUUAGGAUUUAAGAGGCACACAAUAUAAUUGAGCCGGGUAUAUUUUACCCACGGGUUUGCGAGUUCUUGGUAGCAUAAGAACGUAUCCGUACCCGCAAACCCGACGAGUACGACUUUGUUCCCAUUAAUAAACCAAUGGGUAAGCAAAUUAACCUUUAUCCAAGCCCUGGUAGAGUAAAACUCGUCGGGUUUCAGGCAACGGGUACUUAUUGCCAUCUCUAAUUAGCACUAUGCUGCAAAGUUCUUUCCCAUUUUUAUUUUGCCUGAAUUCAUAUGAGAAGUGGCUUUUGUUUGACACCUGGCAUUUCUUGCAGGUGAAAAAGGAAAACGCUGAGCGUGAAGCACUGGGAGCCCUUCCACUCUACCAGAGAACGCUUCCCUAAAUCGCUGGCUAAACAUGGUUGCAAGUCUUCUCUUUACGGCAAAUCAGAAUGCAUGCAAUAAAAUGCAGUGGGUGUUUUUUUUGGUUCCAACCAAAGUUACAUUUUACUUGUCCACGCAGUGGUGCAUUGACCAUGCGCUCUACCUGUUUUUUUUUCUUCCGAUUAAUGGGAGCAAAUUAUUGUAACACUAUAAUUAACUUGUGAAUCUUCAGCUGCGGGUGGCUGACGUAGUGUUCUUUGAUCGUGAUUUUUUGUAUCCAUUGAGCUUUUUUUCGAGGUUGACACUGGCUCUACGGCCUUGUAUUAAGAACUAGCUCAGUUGAAUGACGAGAUGCUGCAGCUAGUGCAACAUUUUUUUUAAAGUUUGAG
Messenger RNA from Zea mays, 2284 nucleotides. The record is from RefSeq. NCBI's taxonomy places the organism in Eukaryota, Viridiplantae, Streptophyta, Magnoliopsida, Poales, Poaceae.